This is a messenger RNA of Siniperca chuatsi (mandarin fish), 1747 nucleotides long. It is a transcript of the gene ap5s1, whose product is annotated as adaptor related protein complex 5 subunit sigma 1. The coding region runs from base 98 to 700 and encodes 200 amino acids. NCBI's taxonomy places the organism in Eukaryota, Metazoa, Chordata, Actinopteri, Centrarchiformes, Sinipercidae. The record is from RefSeq and is a predicted model, not a curated record. Gene Ontology annotation, cellular component: cytosol; AP-type membrane coat adaptor complex; lysosome. The transcript has 3 exons. Gene Ontology annotation, biological process: double-strand break repair via homologous recombination; endosomal transport.
GCGGAAGUGAGUAAUAAUCAGAAACAUUACAAUGUAAAGUAAACACUGUUCGUGAGAAGUAAGUAGCUUUUGUGUUUUUCGUCCAACACAUGAAACCAUGGUUCGAUGUUUCCUGAUACACACCGUCUGUCCGGUCAGUGCUCUCGGUGCCGGAGAGAGUCGGGUGCUUUACUCCCGGGUUUUCGGCCCAGAUGAAGGCAUCUUAGCCGGCCAGCACCAAGAGCUCAGUCCGGAGGAGAGACGACUCCUGCAGAAGGAGAAGGUAGCUGUGGUAGCAAGGCAGGUCCGGAGCGCUGUCUCUCUGUCCCGGGAGGCUUCAGGUCGGCUGCUGGUGGAGACGGUGCCCGGGGAGGAGGCGCUGGCCCUGCAGGAGGCCGACAGUGGAGUGGUGCGUCUGAGAUCUGGAGACCCCUUCUCUGAGGAGAUGAGCGCUCUGUGGCUGGGAGUCCAGAGUUUGGGCUUCACCAUGGUUUGUGAGCCCCACGAGAACCUCCUGCUGGCUGAGGGAACCCUGCGUAACCUGACCCGACACUGCCUGGAGCACCUGCACAUGUUGGGGCAGGGCAGCGAGGUUCUGCUGAGGAGCAACCGUGUCGAUGCUCUGCUCAGCCGCCUACUUCCUCACGGGCAGCUCCUCUUCCUCAACCACCGCUUCGCCCAGAGUCUGGAGAAGGAAGUGGUAGCUUACAUGGCCAAGUGACCCGGAGCAGCCCUGUGUACGGACACAGUGUACGACCAACUCACUCCGGUCUGACUUCUAGUUUGAGCUCAAUCACUGCUAGCUGUAACUGCUAGCUUUCAAACAAACAGACUGACUUUUGUUUACCUUUGGUGACAUUUCUGCGGCAGUAGAAGAAGAACGGGCUACUGGCAGCUGCUGUUUCAGAUUGCAUGAGGUGGUAAACACACAGAGUGGGAAAUAUCUCCCUCAGCCACUUACAGCUCACUGUUUACUGUGUGGGAGGCUUCAGUUCAAAUCCUGUUUGUCAAAUUGAAGAGUGGAAAGGAAAAUGUGGCAGAUUAAAGAGUGCAGCUGAAGAGGCCAGUUAAAACCUACUUGUCAACAUCAAAGACAGCUGUUUAUCUGAUUCACCAUACUUGAAUGACAUAGUUUGACCUUGAAAAAUCAGCUUUGACCUUGUUUUUGAGAAUUCUGGAAGCAUGAAUAAAUCUCAAAGUGCUUUAUCGUGACAUCUAACGCACCUUUUGUUUCUGAAGAGUAGGAGGACACCAGACUGGGAUUUUUAAAAUGUUUUUGUGCAGUACAAAGUAUGAUUCAUCUCAUAGUAACAAAUGGCUGAAAUGGAGCAAAGAAAGAUCAAUGUCAGACCUGUUUAGUGUCAUUUUGAACCAAAAAUGUCAUAAUUCUUGAGACCAUGAAAAAGGAAAUAUUAUAAAACCACAAUGAAAGAUAUGCAGAGAUGUUGGCAUGCAGAAUACAGAACAAAACAGGAAAUGAUGACAGAAACAACAACUACAACAGAAACAUCCAGACACAACACAUAACAAAUGUAUUCCUGUAUCUUGUGAACAUCUGUUCUACCCCCCCAAUCCAAUGAUGCCAGAUUCUCCUGCUCCUCCUCCUGGCCUCAUAAAAGCCUCUUAAACCCCACUUUUUUGUUCUGGCAACCAAAUCUAAAUCCAGAGCGGUGAUUUUAGGGGUAUAAUCUGUCUGGAUGCCAACAUCAAUUGCUUUGAUCUUGUCCUUUUUUCUGUAUUAAAAAAAUAAAACUAAUUUUUAGCAUUA